AUGCUUGGAAGAAACAGCGAAGAACACAGACGUACCUCUGUGGUCGAUCAAAUCAUCAUGUCCCGUCAAUCACAUAAAGAACACCUCUCCUCUCUCAUCUCCUCUUCCACAAGUUCUCGUUAUUCCUCUUCUCCGAAUCAAUCAAACAAUUUUCUCUCCAAUGCUCUUCUGACAAGUGGAGAUCAAACACCACCUACAAAUCCCGAAUCUCCACUCACAAUGAAUCUUCCCAUCAAUAAUGAAGAAUACAAUGCCAUGAUGAAUGAAGGAGCUUAUAGUACUUCUCCGACACUCACUUCAAAUACUUUACAAUUUAUCAUUCCAUCCAUUUAUGGAAAACAAGAAGAAAAUGAAGAAGAAAAUAUAUUUGUGUCAAUUAUUAAAAAAUCAUCACAACAGAAUGCUAUUGAGAGUAUUUGUCGAUUGUUGGAGACUCCACAAGACUUGGAAAAACUCGCAGAUUUGAAAGCGAAUACUCAGAAACAAGUAGAAAAAUUAGAAACUCAAGUGUCGACCUUGUCCUCGACACAAAUUGAAGAAGCGGAUCAAGCCAUUCAAUUGAUCAAACAAAUUCGAGGUGAUGUGAGAGAACAACUCGAUGAACGAGUGGAAAAUUCAAUCUUUGGAUUGAUGCGAGAUUUGGGAGAAAAUAACAUGCAAUUGAUCGAACAUUAUGAUGUUGUGAGUGAAAUUUUGUUAGCUCACAAUAAUGUGAGAAAGACGAUUGAGAAAUUAGAGACCUUGACCAUUUUACAAGAUCAAAUUAGAAGAAUUAAGAAAAAAUUAUCAUACGAAAAUGAUAAAUAUGUGUUGAGUGCACAUGAAGAUAUUAUUGCAUUGGAGGAAAUUAAGGACGAUGCUCUCUCUGAAGUGAAAGCAAAAAUCACUCGUUCCGAUUACAAUGACAUUUUUGAAAAAUUUUUCAACAUGAUUGAUGACAUUAGAAAUCGUUUCGAAGAACUCGUUUGGCUUCGAUUGUCAGAUAUUGAAUACACAGCAGAAAAUGAACCUGAAGCCAUUGUAAGAAUUGCAAGAAUUAUCGAAAAAGAAGAAAAUCGAGAUCAACGAAAACAACUCGAAUACGAAGACAAACUCGAAGAGGCCAAACGAAAAAAGAAACAAGGAACGAGUAACAAGAGACUUACGGACUCAAACGACUCGCAAGAAAAAUUGAUUUUAAAACCCAAACUGCGAAACAUGAAAGAAGAAUUUUACAAGAGAAUGCGACAACACGUGGCUGACAAGUAUAAUGAAGCCGUUCAUGAAGCAAAAGGUGCCGACGAUAAAAUUCAAGGACUCAACAUGUUACUCAGUGACAAGUUAAAUGUUGGUGUGACACGUUAUGUUGUGACAUGUUUCCCUCCUUCUUGGAAUAUUUUACCAUUUUUUGCACAGGCCUAUGAAGAGGAAUUAAUCAAAUUCAUUCAAGGACUCACACAGCCAAAAUCUCCAUAUUACAAUAGUUUGUCCAUGGGUGACAAGUUAAAAAUUGUUCGAUGGCUUGAAGACUAUCCAAGUUUAGUGGAUGAAGCGAUUGAAAAACCCUAUGAUUUCUCAACCGAUCGAAAUCGUAUUAUUGGAGAUUAUAUUGGAACCAGGUCCACCUUCAUGAUUGAAUAUACAGGAAAUACAGUUGCUCAGGACUUUAAAAACUUUGAAGAAGUUCCACUCAAUGAGAAUGCAAGAGGAUUUCCAUAUACAGCAGCUUGUGUGGAAGUUUUCACAUUUAUUAAUCAACAAUUGGAUGAAUUGUUAGAAACAGGAAUUGAUGAUAUCAUUCCAACAUCGAUCAGUGGUUUAAAUGCUGCUCUGAGAUAUUUCAUUGAUGCAUCGUAUCAGAGAUUUGAAGAACACAUCACUGAAAUUCCACUGGUCGUUCUAUGUGCUCUCAUGAAUAACAACACCACUAGUGUUGAUUAUUUAACAGUGAUUGAACAACGAACUGAACAUCUCGUCGAAGAAGAUUACAACACCUUGCGUGAACAAUUUCGACGAAAUGGCAUCAAAAUGGCUGAAACUGUCGCUGAACAAGUGGUCAUGAAAGAUGCUCUCACACUCAUGAAAGAUCUUUUCACAGAUUAUUGGAUUACCGUUCCCGACGAAAAGGUCGAAAAAGAAGAACUCAUUGAAUACCUCAAAGAAUGUCCAGUGUACAAAGUUGUGGAAUUAAUUUUCGAACCUUACAUGAGAGAUUUUGAAGAGUUGUUGGAAAUAGAUUUUAGAGAUGUUUUGGUCGAAAAACUUGCAGAAUUGUUCGUGGGUGGAUAUUUAGAAAAAUUAUUGAACUCGAAAAUUAAAUUUAAAGAACCCUUCCAUGCUGCUAAUCAAAUGAAAGAAGAUAUUCGAUUAAUCAAGAGAUUGUUUACAGCAGAAGUAUCCAUUAAGGUCGAAGGAAAAGAAUUUAAUGAACCAAGAAUGGAUUCGGAUGAUUUUAAUGAAUAUUAUGAAGCGAUGAAGAGUGUAUUCAUGCAUUUGAAAGCAAAAACAUCUGAAGACGUCAUGAAAAAUAUCAAAAACAUGCUUGAUACCUAUGAUGAUAUUUCUAUCGAUCUACUUUACAAUCUUCUUGUACUUCGAGAUGAUUUCUCUAAAAAGGAACGUCAAGAAAUGGAACAAAAACUUGAAACCAUGUACAGUGAAUACGAAGACAAAACUAAUCCAAAUGCCAAACUUUCCAUCUUUGGGAAAAUUGACAAAACUCCACCCAACAAGAGACGUAAAACUAAAAAGUCGAAAAAUAUCGUCUAUUCAACGAGUACAAGUUCAGGCAUGCAGAAUUUAUCCGAUAAUGCCUCAAAGAAUGCUCAAUAUGAUUCGAGAGGUAGCAGUAGUGGUGGUGGAGGCGCCUCCAGAAAUAAUCCAAAAUAUGAAGUUCCAGAAGGUGCUGUUAAUUUGAGUGAAUUAUUAGGAGAUGAAAAAUUGGAUUUCUCAUUUGAAGAUGAUGAGGAUGAGGAUUAUCAGAGUGAUUAA
Molecule: messenger RNA, 2970 nt
Organism: Naegleria fowleri
Lineage: Eukaryota; Heterolobosea; Eutetramitea; Acrasida; Naegleriidae
Exons: 5
Coding region: 1-2970 (989 amino acids)
Biological process (GO): exocyst localization; exocytosis
Cellular component (GO): exocyst
Molecular function (GO): SNARE binding
Source: RefSeq, a predicted model, not a curated record